AUGUCGGCGAUUCACGCCUACACGGCGCGCCCCGUCGCGGGCGCGAACCCCCGCGCCGGAGCCCCCCGCGUCGCGGGGUCGCGGGCGUUCGUCGCGAAGGCCCGACGGUCCGGGAGAUCGUCGGUGGCGACGCGAGCGCGCGGAGCCAACUUCGAUCCCAACGAUCCGAUGACUUGGAACGCGCCCGCCGCCGGCGAAGGGGACGACGAGGCAUUCUUUCAGGAGAUGGGCGCGCCGGUGGAGGACCUCAUGCAGCUCAGCGACGAGCAGCUGGGCCAGCUCCUGGGCCAGGAGGGGGUGCAGGUGCCGAUCAUGAUCGACGACGACGACAACGCCUCGGCGGACGCCCCCGCGGCGGCGGUCUCGGACAUCGAUCUGCCCCCCGCGACCGCGGGCGAGGCCAUCAACAAGGGCCUCGCCCUGUACAAGUCCGGGGACUAUCCCGCGGCCCUCGCCGCGUUCACCAACGCGCUCGACCUCCCGGGCACCGGACCCAUCCGCAGUCGCAAGGCUCGCGUGGCGCCCGCGGGUCCCUCGCAGGGCUUCGCAGACGCGUCCGUGUCCCUCAACGAGCAGAUCGCCGUUCACUACAACUGCGCGUGCUGCCACGCGCGGAUGGACGAUCCCCAGGCCGGACUCGUGUCCCUCGUCCGCGCGCUGGAGUGCGGCUACGACGACUACAAGAACAUCCGGUCAGAUCCCGACGUCGCGUCCCUCAGGGCGGAUGCCAGGUUCGAGGGGAUCAUGGGGAGGUUCGAGCCGCAGGGCGUGUUCGAGGGAGUCUUCUCCAUGCUUUCGAAGGGGACGACGGCGGAGCAGCGGAAGAAGGGUGGCGCACCGAAGGGCGGCGGCGGGGCUGAGUUGAUCGAGGGGCUGUUCCAGGCUUUCAAGGACAGAAAGUGAUGGGAUGGGUUCGGGGGUUCUGACUGUUUUACAUAGGACGAAUCUUGUAUAUUCGUGAACAUCGUAACGGCAA
Micromonas commoda is the source of this 976-nucleotide messenger RNA. RefSeq lists its product as hypothetical. Gene Ontology annotation, molecular function: protein binding. NCBI's taxonomy places the organism in Eukaryota, Viridiplantae, Chlorophyta, Mamiellophyceae, Mamiellales, Mamiellaceae. The coding region runs from base 1 to 903 and encodes 300 amino acids. The record is from RefSeq and is a predicted model, not a curated record. The transcript has a single exon.